Desarmillaria tabescens is the source of this 2217-nucleotide messenger RNA. RefSeq lists its product as uncharacterized. Lineage: Eukaryota; Fungi; Basidiomycota; Agaricomycetes; Agaricales; Physalacriaceae. The transcript is spliced from 4 exons. Gene Ontology annotation, biological process: lipoprotein biosynthetic process. Gene Ontology annotation, cellular component: membrane. The coding region runs from base 163 to 1881 and encodes 572 amino acids. The record is from RefSeq and is a predicted model, not a curated record.
CUUAACUUCAGGCACUGUGACUCAGGCUCUGACAACCACCAGUACUACUUGUGACUGUCAAGCGCUUGCACUCCGUGGCUCACAAACAGCCUUUUUCUUACUCUCUACGCUUAUACAAGUGCACAUUCAAAGUUUUUAAACACCUCUUUGCCAUUGGUGACAAUGUCGGGUCGCCGACUCAUUCUAAUCGAUCAUCCCCAUGUGGUUUUCAAUACGCUAACUUUUGGCACAGCAGUACUGGCAACGUCUUCAGCAUCUCUCAUUCCUGCUGUACUUCACCUCUCCACCCUUCUUGUCUACAGUCCCCUGCUCGUGAAUUGUCCGGAUGCGGGCAAGCAGGCCUCACUCUUGUGGAUUAAUCUGUCUGUGGCCAAAUUCAUCGUUUUGCUCGCACCGGCCAUUCAUGCCCUUUCCUCCCCCGUUUCUUCUCUUGCCCUCCUCUUCCUGGGAGGGUUAAUCACCUCUGCCAUAACUCUGGCUACUCUGUACAUUCACACCAAACUCAGAUCACGGCUGCCACCAGCAUGGUCCCAGAUCAUGUUGUUUCCGGCAUUAUGGGCAGCUGUAUGGUGGGGAGUAUCUUCUGUCAGUCCGAUCGGACGCCUCACCGCGUGGGCCCCGGUUGUUGACACCAUGGGGUACAGUUGGAUGUUGAAAUGGGCAGGGCCGGUAAUGGAUGAUUGGAUUGCCGCAGCUUGGGCGGUCGUCAUCUCAGAAAUUGCUGGAGCGUGGCUUAUGAGCUCAAAGUCCCUUGGGGAAGAGGAACCGUUACUUGGGAAUCGCGGUCCGAAUUCAGAAGAUGAAGCAGCAGCACCUUCUAUGCCUUCGUGGCGUUGUGUUGUAUGUCUGACAACCUUCCUGGCCACUUUGACGAUACCCUCGUUUAUUAUCUCUGACGUUGCGCUUCCUGUCUACUCUUCAGAUACCACGCCGUUCAGCGUGGGUUGUAUUCUUCCGAAGCAGCGCAGUCGCCAGUUGAGAUUUGAGGAUUAUUUGCAGGAGACAAGGAAGCUUGAUGGGAAGGCUCAAGUCUUGCUGUGGCCUGAAGGGGCAGUCACCUUUCGGGACGAAUCUGAGCGGGCUGCAGCUUUAGCCGAAGUACAGGAGACGAUCCGGGGUUCCCAUGUGGGAGUCUCCUUUGAAGAGUCUGUUAGUGACCCUUCCGAUGUCACUGGUCGGAGCCUUUUGAGACGAAAUGGCAUGGUUGUCGUCUCCAACAAGUCUUCCUCGCCUCAUUUGGAAUACUACAAACGACACCUUGUCCCCGUCGCCGAAUCGUUUUCUUUGGUACAUUCUACUACACCCGCGACCAUUUAUACCAUGGACAUGAAGAGUCCAUCGGACGUGGGCAAGCCGGAUUGGGCACCUCCUCCCGAGUUUACGAGACCCGUUCCGAUGACGGCUUCCAUUUGCCUCGACUUUGCCAUCCCCGGGACUUUGGCUGCGCUUGAUACUAGACCCGCGAUUAUACUAGCUCCUGCCAGAACAUGGGAGCCUACAGUAGGUCUGGCCAUGUGGGAACAAGCAAAACGGCGUGCGGCUGAACUAGACAGCACGAUUUUAUGGUGCGAUGGAGGUCAUGGCGGAGUAAGUGGCGUAUCGGGUAGGGGAAUAACGGAAGUUACACAAGUUGGGGAAGGGUCCUGGGUGCGUAGCGUUGGCGUUGAGUACCCUUUUAACAGCGGACGCACGGUGUAUGGCGUUAUGGGGGACUAUGGUGCGAUGGCUUUCAUUGGAAUCGUGUUUGUAGGUGGGUUUACUACGGUUAUUCCCUGGCCAGACUUGGGAAACCUUCGUGUUGAUUGGGUGAAAGAGAGAUUUGCUCAUUUCCGUGAGAUGGUGAGGGGAAGGAAGGAGACGCCGAAUCUUGUUGACUUGUAGAAACCUGUAUUGUCGUCAUUCAUUCAUUUCCUGUAAGUAAUCUGAGAGAGUAAAGAACUAGCAAGUACGGUAUCCGUUCCGCGUGUCAUGAUCGACAGCCUGAGCGGCCACGAGGCAGCAAACGGCCAAUUACGAUUUUUUCAGUUAUCGACAAUUCGCCGCCUGUUCUGCACGAGUCUGAGUCUCAAGAACAAGUCAAAAGUCGAGAUUUGCUAGACGCCCUCGCGGCUCUUUGCGAAACUCACUCCGGAGCAGUCGGCCGGAUCGCAUACAGCCCGCUGCUGGCACCGACGACGACGACGCAGCCAGCAGUUUCUUCGUCGUGACUGCCGCCGA